This is a messenger RNA of Plasmodium yoelii, 5301 nucleotides long. RefSeq names its product gamma-tubulin complex component, putative. Gene Ontology annotation, cellular component: centrosome; equatorial microtubule organizing center; gamma-tubulin complex. Gene Ontology annotation, molecular function: gamma-tubulin binding; microtubule minus-end binding. Gene Ontology annotation, biological process: mitotic cell cycle; microtubule nucleation; meiotic cell cycle. The transcript has a single exon. NCBI's taxonomy places the organism in Eukaryota, Apicomplexa, Aconoidasida, Haemosporida, Plasmodiidae. Bases 1 to 5301 code for a protein of 1766 amino acids. The record is from RefSeq and is a predicted model, not a curated record.
AUGAUUCACGAAAUAAUCCUAAGCCUGAUAGGGCAAACCGGAGAUAUAAUAAUUUUAGUGGACAAGCGAAGGAAUAAAAGAGCAAAUGAAAAUAACAUAAAUAUAGAUGAAUACUGUUUUGAAGUAAAUAAUAACAUUCAUAUAUUCUUGAGCUCUGAAAUAAAAAUAAUUAAUGAAAUUGUUGAAUUAGGUUACUAUUUUUAUAUAUUAAAUAUAUUUUGUUUAUUAGUUAAAAAUAACACAAUUUAUAAAAGUUUAACACAUAUACACAAAUUUAACAAAUUAAAUAGUAAUAAGAAAAAGAAUAUCAUAAAAGAAAAAAACAAUGACAAAAUAAAUAAUAAUGCGGAUAAUAAUGAAAAUUCAACUACAGAAGCUGAAUCAUCUCUAAGUCCUUCAGAUAAAUCAUCCACUAUUACUGAAGAAUCCGAGGAUACUGAUAAUUUGAGUAACUCCUAUAAAAAAAGAAAAUAUGAAAGAAAUGAUGAAAUAGACAAUUAUUUUGGAGUUAUUUUAAAAAAUAUAAAAAGUAUAAAUAAUGUACGUCCUUAUGGGUAUUAUGCAAAUGGUAUAAGUAAUGAAAUAAACAAAUUUAUAAAGAGAUAUUUAAAAAAAAUCAGUGAAAUAGAAGAAUAUAUAAAUAAUAAUAAAAAUACACCAUUAACGCAAAUAUUAUCUAUGUUAGAAAAAAAAAAAGAAGAAAUAAUUAUAAUAAUAAAUAUAAUAAAAAAGUAUUUAGAAUUUCAAAGAAAAGAAGAGGCGAAUGUACUAGAAGGCGAAAGUCGAAAUAAAACCAAAGAAAUUUUAGAUUAUUUGUAUGAGUGUUGCUUAUGUGGAAAUUCAAGAAUUAAACAUGUCUAUCAUAAAUAUUUUAAAAAUUUAGGAAAAAUAUUAUUACACCAAAUAUCUUCAUGGAUGUUUUAUGGGCAAUUGUUAGAUCCUUAUUAUGAAUUUUUUAUUCAGAAAAGACAAUUUAUUUAUUCUGAUGAUAAAAAAAUAUUUUUAACACCAGAAGAAUUAUAUGAAAACUUAACAUUAACCAAUGUUCAAAGUUUGAAUUUUGAAUGGAAUUAUUUAUUUUUCCAAUGUGUUUCAAAUUUACCUGAGUGCUGUAUAGACAAAAUAAUUGGUAGAAAAAUAUUAUUUAUAGGAAAAUCUAUUCGUAUAUUAAUUAGAAGCAAUAAAUGGAAUACCAAUGAUAUCUUAAAAAUGUUUCCCAUUACUAAGAUAUUAUCAAAAGCCUUUGAUCAAACUCUACAGACAAAUUAUCCAAAAAAAAAUAAUUAUUUGGGGGAGGAUUUUAUGAGAUAUGAGCAAAAUAUAGCUAGUAAUGAAUAUGAAAAUAACAUUACCCAUAAUAUGAAUUAUGGAUCUGACUCAAAUGAUAUUAGUAAUAUAUAUAAUGAUAAUAAUUAUAACUAUAUUAAUAAUGUACCGAAGGAGUAUGCUAGUUCCAUUAGCCUUUCUUGCACGGAAAGUUCUGAUAAUUCAUAUGAAUGUUCAUCUGAAUCAGGAAAUGAAGCAACGUGUUUAUAUUGCAAAGAAAUAUUUGACAUUACUAUUGAAAAGAUUAGAAGCAUAAUAGCUUAUAAAUUGUGGGAAUAUGUUGUUAAAGACAUAAAUUUAAUUAAAAUAUUUGACUUAUUUAAAGACAUAUAUUUAUUAAAUAAUGGCGAUUUUUAUGAUUACUUUUUAGAAAAAUCUUGGUUUAUUAUGCAUAGUCCUCCAAAUUAUAAAAAUGAAUUGCUUCUAAAAAUUAUAGCUUGGAAAAACUCUACAUUAUCUGUGGAAGAUUAUUGUAAAUCAAAAUAUGAAAAUAAAAAAGAUAAAUUAAUUUUAGAGAAAUAUGAAAAUUUGUUAUUUUCAAGAAAUAACAAUAUUGAUGGUGGUGAUAGUAAUAAUCCAUCCAGUUUUAUCAAUGGCUCGAAUUUCUAUAAUUUUGAUGUAGAUAUUUCAGAGAAUAUAAUUUCUAAAUAUUUUUAUCCUAGAAUAUCUUAUAAAAAAUUUUCUUACGAUUCGUUUGAAAUGGAAAAAUACGGGAACCUGAUAUUAGGGGGGAUGAGUUAUAUAUAUGAUAAUAAAAUAGUUUUAAAUGAUUUUUACAAAGGUAUACAAGAAUUAUAUAAAAAAAAAUAUUAUGACUAUGAUAGUAUAUAUAGUGUAUGUAUUAACAACUAUAGACAACAAAUUUUGAAAGGAUUUAAGCAUGGUUUUGAUUUUGCUGUUAAUUUUAAUAAUUUUUUUGAUAAUAAAUUUAUAAAUAUUGAUAAUGUUGAAGGAAUAAACGGAAACCCGAUUAAUCCAAGUAAAACAUCGAAUGACCACAAUUUCCUUGUAGGGUGUUGUUUUUCUUUAGUUAUCCAAUCAGUUAAAAAUCCAUUGCUUUAUAAAACAGAUAUAUUAAGUGGUGAUUCAGGAUAUUGGGGAUCUUUAGGAGAUUGUUUAGCUGUUGAAAUAAAAGUAAAGUUUUAUGAAGACAAAAAAAAUAAGACAAUAAAAAAUGUAGAUGAUAUAAAUAAUCCAGUUUUAGGAUAUAUAGAAGUAGAAGUGUCGUUAUAUAUAGGAGGAAAAGGUAUUUCAUCAUUUGUGCAUGAUAAUAAUAGCUACACAGUUGAUUAUACUAAAGAAUCAAUUUUAAAUAAUAAAAUUUUAGCGAAUAAUAUAAAUUUGAAAAGAAAAAAUAAAAGCACUUAUGAAGAUAUCCAACAUGGUGAGGAAAAUUAUAUGAAAAAUCAAGAUAAUGAUAAAUUUAAAGACGAUGAAGAUCAUUUUAAUAAUGAAGAUAUGGAUGAUAAUAAUAAUUAUAAAUCAAAAUUUCAUGUAUUGAAAAUUCAAACCAAUAAACAGAUAUUUCAUAAUAUAAACAAAAAUAGCUUAACAAAGUUUCGUGUAAGAAUAAAUUGCAUAAAGCAUUCUUUUAGUGUUUAUAUACAAAAAUUAGAUGAAUAUAAUUUACAAAUAAAUAAUCCGAAAAAUAAGAUAAAGCCAAUUAUUCAUAUAAGGGCUUUAGACAUGACUCAAGCCUUUACAUUGGAUAUUGGAAAUGGGUACAUAGGUUUUUAUACAUGUCCAAUAUUGUUUAAACAUAAAUUACUUAAAAAAAAAAGUAAAAUAAAACAAUGGCUCAAGCGUUUUUACAACAAUACGCUAAAUGUAGAUUUUCCUAUUAAUAAUUAUGGUAAUACCAAUAAUACGAACUUCAAUAAUGGAAAUGGUAAUAAUUUAUUUAAUAUAUACAAUGAUAAGAAUACGGAAACAAUAACCAAUGAAAUUAAAAAAAUAAACCAAAUGAUUUUAUAUAACAAUAAUAAUGAUCCUAAGUAUGAUAAAAAUAACCUUGAGGAAAUUGAGCUAUGUAGACCGAGUUUGAACACUAAAAUGAACAAAUCGAAAAAAAAAAAGAAAGAUAAUUCUAAAGAUUUAUUUUUGUUCAGUUGCUAUGAUUGCUCGGUAGAAAUAUAUAAAUGGUUUCAUCAGUCUUAUAAAUCUCCUAUUGAAAUUCCUGAAAUUGAUGUCGAUAAUGAAACAUUAAUAUUUUAUGACAAAAAUAUAAACAAGAAUAUAAAAAUCCAUAGUGGCUUGAAUUUGUGGAAUAAUAUAGAAAUUCAUUUUAAAUUAACAUGGCCGAUUGCUUUAAUUAUCAAUACUAAUACUAUAUAUACUUAUAAUUCUAUUUUCCAAUUUUUAUUUCUUUUAGGAAGAAUAUAUUAUAACUUAAAAAUAUUGUGUUAUCAUAAUAGGCGUUUAUAUAAAUACCUAAAUUAUAAAAAAGGUUUUUUACUAUUUUCGUAUUUGUUUUCUAUUAGAUAUAAAAUGCAAUUUUUUAUUUUUCAUUUAAUUAGAUAUUUACAAGAAGAUAUUAUUAAUUACGAAUAUAAAUUAAUGUCUACACAAAUUCAUAAAUCUAAAGAUUUUGAAUAUACAAAAUCGAUACAUGAUUUAUAUAUUUCCCAAGUUGCCACAAAAUGUUUUUUGCGUGUUCAAGAUUUAACAACCCCUUUAAUGGAGCUAAUAGAUGUAUCUUUUAAAUUUUGUUAUUUUUUUCAAUGCCUAAUAGAAAAUGAAUUAUUUACUGAUAUUUUAAAUUACGAAAUGGAUAACGAAACGAACAAGCAAAAAAAUGAUGCAAAAAAUAACGAUGAAAAUGGUGAUGAUGACAAAGAUAAUGAUUUGAAGCAAGUUGUUGAAAAAUUGUUACAAUAUAAUGACACAUUUAAUCAAAAACUUGUUCGUGUUAUAAAUGAAAUGAUGAACUUAAGCUCAAACAGUAAUCAUUCGCAUCUUGUUCAUUUGCUGACAAUAUUAGAUUUUAACAAUUGCAUAACAAAAAUAAAAGAAUCAAUAGAAGACAAAGAAGAAAUGAAUAAAGUCGCAAAUACUAAUGAAAAUAAAAAUGAUGAUAAAGAGAUGCAAAAUGGUAUUAAUAAUAAUAAUAAUAAUAAUAAAUUUAACAAACGCGAUGAUAUGAAACUAGGAUAUACAGAUGUGGAAAAUACAAACAAUAUUGAUAGUUAUUAUUUAAAUAAGCAUCAACCUUACAAUAAUAAUAUUUUAAAAAAUAUGAAUUUAUCAAUUAACAACAUGUCUCAAAAUUAUGAUGAAAUAAAUGACAUGGAUAAAGAUAGUAAUAAUUUUAUAAAAAGUAGAAUAGAAAAUAAAUUUAGCAAUUUUAUGCAUACAAGUAUUGAUGAAAAAUGGAAUACUCAGAAAAAUGAAAUAAGUUCAUACUCUCAAAAUAACAUAUUAAAACAAGGAAAAAAAACAGCCUUAAUAGAAAAAAAUAACACACAAACUGAGACUCAAGUUAGAGACAAAUAUCACUAUGAUUAUUACAAUGGUGAAGGAAUUGCUCCUCAUAAUAAUAGUAUGAAUAAAAGUUAUUUAGCUGGAGAUGCACAAUAUAAUAUUCUUCAUGGAGUUACUUCCUAUAAUGAUAUGAGUUACAAAAACACGGGGAUUAACAACUAUAAUGCACUAAUUGAUAAAUACUCAAAUAUAUUGAGCAGCUACAUUAAUAAAGACAGCAAUGACAAUCUCACCAAUAACAAUGAUGAUAAUAAUAGUAUUUAUAAUUCUGUUAAAAAUUAUGGAAAUAACAAUUUAAAUAUUUACAAUUCAAAUGUUAACCUAAACCAAGACAAUAUUGAUAAUAAUUUAGGAUACAAUUUGGCCACUCAUGGUGAUACAACUAUAAAAAAUAAUUUUAAUGUUCAAAAAUUAAUAGAUAAUUAUAAUUACAAUUAUGAUAGAUCACAUAAUAUCGAUGAUUUUGAUAAAAAUAAUUUUAAUCAACACAAAUAG